AUGGCACCAGUGUACACUGUGCACCGGUGUGGACCAAAGCCUUCUACUUCUGUGGGUCUGAUGUGCCAGGCCAUCGAAUCCACACAGUCCAGUCAAAAGGUGUGCUAUGGUGACUUCAAGCGCUCUUGUUACAAGUUAGCUUAUUUCCAGGACUUGUCUAGACGUGUGGGCUUUCAGGAGGCCCGCCAAGCUUGUGAAAUUGAUGGUGGGGCUUUACUGAGCUUGGAAAGUGAAGCUGAGCAGCAACUAAUAGAAAACAUGUUGCAAAACCUUACUAAAUCAGGCUCUGGGAUUUCUGAUGGUGAUUUCUGGAUUGGGUUGUGGAGAAGUGGUGAUGGACUAGCCACCUCAACUGCUUGCCCUGACCUCUACCAGUGGGCUGAUGGAAGUAAUUCACCAUUCAGAAAUUGGUAUACAGAUGAGCCUUCCUGUGGAAGUGAAGCCUGUGUUGUGAUGUAUCAUCAGCCAACUGCAAACCCUGGUCUGGGAGGGCCAUACCUUUAUCAAUGGAAUGAUGAUAGAUGCAACAUGAAGCACAAUUUUAUCUGCAAGUAUGGCCCAGAUAGUGUCUUAGAAAAAGAAUUAGGAGACAGAGCGGAGCCAGAUUACGGUAUUUUUCCAACGGUGCCAGCAGGAAAUCCUUAUGACACAAGCAAACCAGAAGAUCAGUAUCACGUUAUUGCUACUGAAACAGGUAUCAUUCCAAAUCUGAUUUAUGUCAUAAUACCCACUAUACCACUACUGCUGUUGAUACUGGUGGCUUUUGGGACUUGCUGUUUCCAGAUGCUUCAUAAAAGUAAAGGAAGAACAAAAACCAGUCCGAACCAGUCCACACUAUGGAUUUCAAAGACGCCUAGGAAGGACAGCAGCAUGGAGGUAUAAUGAUUUACUGACUGAAAACAAAGCAAAAAUAACAUUUUGCAGUCAGGCUGUAUUAUAAUGUCGUCAAAGAACAUUAGCUUGGAAUGGCUUGAAAAUGCAAAGGAUCUACAAGAAUGAACUCUAAGCUCCCCCUUGAGGCAAAUGUUCAAAUCAUUUUUAUAUAAUGUUUGAUUAUUAAUUCAGUAACAAAAUAUGCCAUGCUAAAUAAAGGGUAUGUGUUUAUUUUGCUAAGAGAUGUAAGUUAGCUAGUUGUGAGCAAUGAAAUGAACAGAGCGUUUGAAGUUUUUAUGGGGAAAUAUCUACAAUGUAUAUCAGUUUUAAGAUUGUUUGUAGUUAAACAAACCCUCUUUGUUUCCUUUAGUCUCUCGUGCAUUGUAACGUAGUUGAUGUACUGUAAAUGGAACUGAUAAUUUUACAGUGUAACAAUUAUUUAUCUUUGCAUAAAUGUUUGAUAC
Molecule: messenger RNA, 1337 nt
Organism: Pygoscelis adeliae (Adelie penguin)
Lineage: Eukaryota; Metazoa; Chordata; Aves; Sphenisciformes; Spheniscidae
Gene: CHODL
Product: chondrolectin
Exons: 7
Coding region: 1-882 (293 amino acids)
Biological process (GO): positive regulation of axonogenesis
Cellular component (GO): cytoplasm
Source: RefSeq, a predicted model, not a curated record